AUGGCCCCUCAAAGGAGGGCUGAGAUUCACUGUGCGCAGCUUCAUCGUCUUGUCAUACACUCCCCGUGGAUGGGCCAGGCAGCUUCGACUGCCUCCGGCGCCCAAACCCGCCUGGAAUCCAAUCACGGCCAUGGACGGGCCCACAACUCUCCGAUGCAAUCCAGAGAUUUUGAUUCCUCAGAUGACGUUGCCGGUGGAGAGUUCUCGGAUUACAUAUCGAACCUACCAGACGAAUGUUUGGCUUGCGUUUUUCAAUCCCUCGGAUCCAGAGAUCGCAAUCUAUGCUCGCUCGUCUGUCGCCGGUGGCUCCAGAUCGAGGGACAGAGCCGUCACCGUCUGUCCCUGAAUGCCCAAUCGGAACUCAUCUCCAUGAUUCCUUCUCUCUUCUCUCGCUUCGACGCCGUCACGAAGCUCGCUCUCAAAUGUGGCCGCAGCUCCGUGAGUAUAGGCGACGACGCGUUGGUCCUCAUCUCUUAUCGAUGCCAGAAACUCACUCGUCUCAAGCUCCGAGCUUGCCGUGAACUCACCGACACCGGAAUGGCAAGUUUCGCUAAAACUUGCAAAAAUUUGAAGAAAUUAUCCUGUGGAUCGUGUACUUUUGGAGCCAAAGGAAUGAACGCCGUACUGGAUAAUUGUUCAUCGCUCGAGGAAUUAUCUGUGAAACGCCUACGCGGAAUCACCGAUGGAGCUGCGUCUGAGCCGAUUGGGCCCGGUGUGGCCGCAUCAUCUCUUAAAGUUAUUUGUUUGAAAGAGCUUUACAAUGGACAAUGUUUUGGACCUCUGAUCACCGGCGCGAAGAACUUGAGGACGUUGAAGCUGUUUAGGUGUUACGGUGAUUGGGAUAAGCUUCUGGAAGCCAUUGCUGACCAUGUUACUGGAUUAGUUGAAGUUCAUUUGGAGAGGCUUCAGGUUAGUGAUGUUGGUUUAGCUGCGAUUUCGAAUUGUUUGAGUCUUGAAAUUUUGCAUCUUGUGAAAACACCUGAAUGUACUAAUUUGGGGCUUAAGACUGUUGCGGAAAAUUGUAAGUUACUAAGGAAGCUUCACAUUGAUGGGUGGAAAACAAAUAUGAUUAGUGAUGAUGGAUUAAUUGCGGUUGCCAAACACUGUCCUAAUUUACAGGAAUUAGUUCUUAUUGGUGUGAAUCCAACCAGGGUGGGUUUAGAGAAUUUGGCUACGAACUGUUUGAAUUUGGAAAGAUUAGCUUUGUGUGGAAGUGAGACUGUUGGGGAUGAGGAGAUUUCGUGCAUUGCUGCGAAAUGUAUAGCAUUGAAGAAGCUCUGUAUUAAGAGUUGUCCGGUGUCUAAUCAUGGUAUGGAAGUGCUUGCUAGUGGUUGUCCAAAUUUGGUGAAGGUGAAACUGAAGAAGUGUAGGGCCGUGACAUCUGUGGGUGCAGAUUGGUUGAGGGCGAGUAGGGGAUCUCUGGCUGUGAUCUUGGAUACCACUGAACCUGAGAAUGUGGAUGCAAGCGCUAGUGAAAAUGGUGUGCAGGAAAUUCCCAUGGAGAACCCUCAAGUAGUUGCUCAAGUUGGUAAUGGUGAUGUAGCAUCUCGCAGUACUGGGAGGUCGACUUUGUUCAAGGCGAGGUUAGGGCUUACUGCUGGGAGGAAUUUAGUGGCUUGCACUUUCAGAAAGUGGUCAAGCUCCGGUGGCAGUUCCCGAAAUAGUUACAGAGGGGACUGA
Ilex paraguariensis (yerba mate) is the source of this 1680-nucleotide messenger RNA. NCBI's taxonomy places the organism in Eukaryota, Viridiplantae, Streptophyta, Magnoliopsida, Aquifoliales, Aquifoliaceae. The record is from the annotation of a GenBank genome assembly.